AUGUUGCUUCUAAUGCUGCUCAACCUCGCGGCCCUGGCGAAAUGCAACGAAGAUAGAAUAGUCGAUUUCGUAUCGUCGAUCAUCUGCAAUUCGUUCGAUGAAUUCCAAACCAUAUUUUACAUAAGCGACGGCUCCAGCUUCACCGAUUACAUCCACAAAUCGCUGCAGAAAGAUCUCACGAUGGUCGUGGUGCCGCCGUACGAGAACGUCUUGAAUUACAGACCUGAAAAUUUUCGCGCCGUCGGCGCUAUAAUCGCCACGGCUAAUUUAACUUAUUUGAAUGCAAUUUUAGGCGAGAAAAGUAUCGGCGAUUUCAAAAUGUAUCCGCAUUACAGAAUCUUAAUUUUCUUGCAAGGAGUUGAAGCGGAUUAUAAGAAAUACCCGUUCGAUUUCGCGCAAGACAUCGAAGCUUUGGAUCUGAUGAUCGUUCAAGUCGAGACGAUAGAAGAGUUCAAAUCGAAGCGCAAUUUCCUUAUCAAACUCAUUUACUUGAAUAAGGAUAAAGUUAUAUUGGAGUGGAAUGGUGAAGAUGAAUUGCAGCUCGAUGUUGAUGAUUUAAAUAUGUUGGAAUGGAAACCGAAAGAUGAGUACGUCUUCAACGUAGCCGCAUUCAAUUGUCCACCGUACAUUUACUCCACGGACAAGGAAGCUUACGACGGAAUCGAAUUCAGGAUUAUUCAGCACAUCAUGAGAAAGUUCAAGGUGGAGUAUCAGAUUUUCACGGAGAAGGAGCGCGAAGGGCGCAACGAAAGCUUGUAUUCGAUUGUAAAAGAGUCGGUUUACAAUGGAAGCAGCGACAUCGCCGUUUGCUCUCACUGGAUGUUGUCUUUAGGGAAAUAUUUCUCCAUGUAUGAUACGACCUUUCCCUACGCUCAAGCUUGCAUAACGUUUCUGGUACCGAAACCGCAACCGAAACCCGACAGCGGCUUCAUCUUUCAACCGCUGCAACCGACCACUUGGAUCUUGAUGUUCACCAGUUCAUUCACCACCACCUUAAUACUCUACGGUUUAGGAAUGUACUAUAAAACUGUUCGCAACGACCCGAAUCCCUUCGCGAAUCUCGUCGACAGUUACCUGGUGAUUGUCCGGAUCUUCACCUUGAGCGGACUUAACGUUUUCCCGAAACCCUCUCUACGAGGAAUCCGCAUUUUCUUGACCUGCUGGUCCUUAAACACUCUCCUCUUGGCCACAGCUUACGCGGCGGGCUUCACCAGCGCCUUGACCAGCGUACAAUUCUCCGACCCAAUCAACACUCUUCAAGACAUGGUGAACCACAACAUCUUCUGGGGUGGUCCAGACUUGAACACGAAGGCAAUGCUCGAGGGAGGAAACGAAAUCCACCGGAUGAUUGCGAAAAAUUACGGGAUCGAACCGAACAACCGGUACAGAGAUAUGCGCGUGAGAUGCAACAAUUACGCACUCAUCGUCAAAAAGUUGUCGCAGUAUUACUUAACGGACACGGAAACGUUGGAUAGUUACGCUAAAACGCACAUGAAAAUAUUGAACGAAUGCGUCGGGGAAUUUGGCAUCAUCUUGAUUCUCCGCAAAUCCUCACCAUUCACGAAGAUCUUCACCGAGCAGAUCACAAGGCUUCUGGAGCACGGCUUCAUAGACUACUGGUACGCAAAGAUGAUGUCCAACUACAAUCUCGAUUACCUCUACAACUUCUUCACCUCUCACACGGAAGCAACCGUAUCAAGACCGUUGAGAAGUAGCCAACUGCUUGGAAACUUCUAUCUGUUAUUAGCAGGACUCACAAUCUCAGCCCUAACAUUUUUCAUCGAGUGCCUCGUUAAGCACUACUCGAGGCAGCAAUAUUACUUUAAUUAUUAA
Messenger RNA from Nicrophorus vespilloides, 1833 nucleotides. RefSeq lists its product as uncharacterized. Bases 1 to 1833 code for a protein of 610 amino acids. NCBI's taxonomy places the organism in Eukaryota, Metazoa, Arthropoda, Insecta, Coleoptera, Silphidae. The record is from RefSeq and is a predicted model, not a curated record. Gene Ontology annotation, cellular component: membrane. The transcript has a single exon. Gene Ontology annotation, molecular function: ligand-gated monoatomic ion channel activity.